This is a messenger RNA of Podarcis muralis (Common wall lizard), 756 nucleotides long. The record is from RefSeq and is a predicted model, not a curated record. Lineage: Eukaryota; Metazoa; Chordata; Lepidosauria; Squamata; Lacertidae.
GCGUUCCUGCCCUGGGCGGUCAGUGCUCACCCCAAACGGCGAGUUGAAGAUGUCCGACCCAUUUUCUGGGCCUCCAGGCCGAAGAGUUACAUCUACCGAACUCAGGAAUGGGAUGAGUUUCCUAAUGGCCGCUGGGGUAACUCAUCCUCCCCAGCCUUUGGGGAGCUGAAGGAUUAUUACCUCUUCUACCUGAAGAGCAAAUCUCCCAGGGACGAGCUGCUGAAGAUGUGGGGCGAGGAGCUGACCAGCGAGGAAAGCGUCUUCGAGGUGUUCAGGUGUUACAUCGCCGGAGAGCCCAACAAGGAGGGGCACAAGGUGACCUGCCUGCCUUGGAACGAUGAACCUCUGGCGCCCGAGACCAACCUUAUGAAAGAAGAGCUGGCCAAGGUGAACAGGAGAGGGAUCCUGACCAUCAAUUCCCAGCCGAACAUCAACGGCAAGCCCUCCACCGACCCGAUUGUGGGCUGGGGUCCCGACGGAGGCUACGUCUUCCAAAAGGCUUACCUGGAGUUCUUCACCUCCAGCGAGAACGUCAGAGCCCUCCGAAGAACUACGGCCAGCGAGUGAAUUACCACAUUGUCAAUGUCAAGGUGCGUCCUUCCUCAGUGCCAGAUUACCAAACAGACAGACUGGGCACUGGCCUACGAGCCUAGGGGCCCCUCAACAACGGAUCAAAAUAAUAUUGAUUGGCAUGGUUGGCCAAUUGGUGUCAAGGAAGGACAGGAUGUUUUUUAUGUAUGCUACCACAGCAGCAAG